Harmonia axyridis is the source of this 1311-nucleotide messenger RNA. RefSeq lists its product as uncharacterized. The coding region runs from base 1 to 1311 and encodes 436 amino acids. Lineage: Eukaryota; Metazoa; Arthropoda; Insecta; Coleoptera; Coccinellidae. The transcript has a single exon. The record is from RefSeq and is a predicted model, not a curated record.
AUGGACGAUAUAACCAUACCAGGUCUGAGUCCUCAAGAGUCCUAUAAAUACCUUGGAGUGCAACAAGCCCUGGACAUAAAGACCACUGAGAUGAAGGGUGUGUUCAGAGAGAAGUUUCUGACCAGACUCAGAAAAGUGCUUCAAAGCAAGUUGAACUCCAAGGCAAUGUUUAAUGCAAUCAACAUCUGGGCCAUACCUUGCAUAGAGUACUCAUUCGGAGUGAUCAAAUGGUCCACUUCAGAUCUACAAGAUCUAGAUCGAAAAGCACGAGCCCUCCUAACCAGGCAUGGAAUCCACCACCCGCAUGCCUCUGUUAACAGACUGUACAUCCCGAGGCAUGAAGGCGGCCGAGGACUGAAGAACUUGGAAAUAGUACAUAACAACACAGUUUCGAACAUGAGAGAUUACCUUCUUUCCAAGCGCUCACCAUUCAUCCAAGCCAUAUGCCAGGAGGACGAAAACCUGAGCCCGUUGAACUUGGCUGGCCAACUGGAUCCGCCGCGAAGUACUCUUGAACAACUGUCCCAGGAAUGGCGUGGUAAGGCACUGCAUGGACGAUACCCUGGAAGCCUGGGAAAAAGUGAAAUUAAUAAGAGGGAAUCACUUACCUACCUGAGAGCUGGAUACUUGUUUCCCGAAACAGAAGGUAGAAUGGUCGCUAUCCAAGAUCAAGUGAUCCCCACAAGAUCCUACAUUGAAAACAUGACGGGACGGAACAUACCAACCGACAAAUGCCGAAAAUGCCUACAAGCGACCGAGUCCGUGCAACACAUAACUUCCUCCUGUCCCAUACUAGCACCAACGGACUAUACACAGCGGCAUAACGCGAUGGCAAGGGUAUAUCACCCGGCAAUUGCCAAGAGAUGUGGGUUGAUAAGAAAUUUGAAAAAACCAUUUGAAUACCAUCCGAUCGGUGUUCUGGAGAAUGAUAACUUCAAGCUCUAUUGGGAUACGUUCAUCCACACAGACAGGCCCAUUAAACACAACAGGCCAGAUAUCAUGCUUUUCAACAAAAAAGAACGAACAGUUGAAAUUGUAGAUAUAACAAUCCCUGCCGACGACAAUGUAUAUAAGGCGUAUGUUGAGAAGACAACCAAGUACCAUGACCUGGCCUUCGAAGUUAAGACUAUAUACAACCUAAAGUCAACAGCCAUACUACCGCUGAUAAUUUCGACGAACGGAUUAGUAGAAAAACAUCUGGUUGAGAAUACUGUCAAACUAAAACUGGAUGUGGACCUCAUUAGUACAGCCCAGAGGAAGGUCAUACUAGCAAAUGUUAGAAUAGUACGGAAGUUCCUUACAUCUAUCUGA